CAGAAUGACGGAGCAUGAGGACUUCACAAGCCUGGCUGGGUACUGGAACUCCUCUGACAUUUACCAGUUCAGCCCUGCCAGGGUUAUUGUCCCUGUGGUCUUCUUCCUCAUCUUCCUCCUGGGCACAGUGGGUAAUAGCCUAGUGCUGGCAGUGCUGCUGUGCAACAGGCAAAUGGGCCACAACACCACCAACCUCUUCAUCUUCAACCUCAGCCUGGCUGACUUCUCCUUCAUUGUUUUCUGCGUGCCUUUCCAGGCCACCAUCUACUCCCUUGAGGGCUGGGUCUUUGGCUCCUUCAUCUGUAAGGCUGUCCACUUCUUCAUCUACCUCACCAUGUAUGCUAGCAGCUUUACCCUGGCUGCCGUCUCUGUGGACAGGUACCUGGCCAUCUGCUAUCCGCUGCGCUCCCGGGAGCUGCGGACCCCGCACAAUGCAGUGGCUGCCAUGGCUGUGAUCUGGGGCCUCUCUGUGGUCUUUGCUGGGCCCUACCUAAGCUACUAUGACUUGAUCAAGUGGGAGUCCAGCUACAUCUGCAUGCCUGUCUGGGAGAAGUGGAGACGCAAGGUCAUGGACACCAGCACAUUUGCCUUUGGCUAUGUCAUCCCAGUACUGGUCAUCAGCCUCUCCUACACCAGGACCAUCAAGUACCUGUGGACAGCAGUGGCCCCCCUGGAGGACAUAUCGGAGUCCAAGAAGGCCAAGCGUAAAGUAACCAAGAUGAUCAUCAUUGUAACCAUCCUUUUCUGUCUCUGCUGGCUGCCAUACCACCUAGUCAUCCUCCGAUACCUCUAUGGAGACUUCCCCUUCAACCAGGCCACCUAUGCCUUCCGCCUGCUUUCUCACUGCAUGGCCUAUGCCAACUCCUGCCUCAAUCCCAUCGUCUAUGCCCUGGUCUCCAAGCACUUCCGCAAGGGCUUCAAAAAAGUUUUCAGCUGUCUCUUGAGGAAAGAGCACCGCAACAAGGUGCAUAUGGUCCACAUGGCCCACACGGCCCACACGCCCCACACUGUGCCUGGAUUUGAGGCAGGUUCCACUGGAGCGUCCCAGACACAUGAGGAGAAUAAAAGGCGCGAGCUGAACCCAGCCUCCAUGGCAGCCCACUCCAGUUCUUUCAAGCCCCUUCAUAUUUCAUAGUGGCCAAGCAACACACCAUCUGCCAGCUUGGCUGUGUCACCACCUUCAAGCCAC
This is a messenger RNA of Nestor notabilis (Kea), 1189 nucleotides long. Its product is annotated as galanin receptor type 2-like. NCBI's taxonomy places the organism in Eukaryota, Metazoa, Chordata, Aves, Psittaciformes, Psittacidae. The record is from RefSeq and is a predicted model, not a curated record. The transcript has 2 exons. The coding region runs from base 5 to 1135 and encodes 376 amino acids. Gene Ontology annotation, molecular function: G protein-coupled receptor activity. Gene Ontology annotation, biological process: G protein-coupled receptor signaling pathway. Gene Ontology annotation, cellular component: membrane.